Messenger RNA from Cervus elaphus (red deer), 1683 nucleotides. It is a transcript of the gene MRPL16, whose product is annotated as mitochondrial ribosomal protein L16. The record is from RefSeq and is a predicted model, not a curated record. The transcript has 4 exons. NCBI's taxonomy places the organism in Eukaryota, Metazoa, Chordata, Mammalia, Artiodactyla, Cervidae. Gene Ontology annotation, biological process: mitochondrial translation. Gene Ontology annotation, molecular function: structural constituent of ribosome; rRNA binding. The coding region runs from base 123 to 878 and encodes 251 amino acids. Gene Ontology annotation, cellular component: mitochondrial large ribosomal subunit; ribosome.
UCCAGGGACUCUCUGCGGGCUGGACCGGCGCGAACGCAACUUCCGGUCCGACGGAGCGGCGGCUGGAGCGGCUUGAGACCAGGUUCCCAGGCGUCGCUUUUGGCGGCCGCGCGAGCGGGGCCAUGUGGCGGCUGCUGAGUGGCGCCCGCGCGCCCCUCCUGCGAGCGACCCUGUCAGAUUCGUGGGCAGCGCUGCCCGCCCGUGCCGGCCUGAAGACGCUGCUCCCGGUGCCAACGUUUGAAGAUGUCUCCAUUCCUGAAAAGCCCAAGCUUAGAUUUGUUGAAAGGGCACCACUUGUGCCAAAAGUGCGAAGAGAGCCUAAAAACCUGCGUGACAUACGAGGUCCGUCCACGGAAGCCACUGAGUUCACAGAAGGCAGUUUUGCGAUCUUGGCACUGGGUGGCGGUUACCUCCAUUGGGGGCAUUUUGAAAUGAUGCGCCUGACAAUCAACCGCUUCAUGGACCCCAAGAACAUGUUUGCCUUAUGGCGAGUACCAGCCCCAUUCAAGGCCAUCACCCGCAAGGGUAUGGGGCAGCGCAUGGGGGGCGGCAAGGGUGCCAUCGACCACUACGUGACUCCUGUGAAGGCGGGCCGCCUCAUAGUCGAGGUGGGCGGGCGCUGCGAAUUCCAGGAGGUACAAGGCAUCCUUGACCAAGUUGCCCACAAGUUGCCUUUCCCUGCUAAGGCCGUGAGCCGUGAGACUCUAGAGAAGAUGCAGAAAGACCAAGAGGAGCGAGAACGGAACAACCAGAACCCCUGGACCUUUGAGCGCAUCGCCACCGCCAACAUGCUGGGGAUACGGAAAGUGCUGAGCCCCUACGACCUGACCCACCAGGGGCGGUACUGGGGCAAGUUCUACAUGCCUGAGCGCGUGUAGUGAGGCUCAGGAGCGGGAACCCGUGCCUUUGUGCCCGUAAGCCAGCCCUUCGGGUCUUUAGGUACCUCCGAUGUCAUAACCGAGGAGCGGCAUGUGAACGGAUGCUCUGAAAAACUGUAAAUCACCCGUCAGAUUCUUAAGUGUAUUAUAUUAAAGUGUGAGCAUCAGCUCAAGAUGAUGUAACUUCUCGUUGGUCACUCAGUCCCUUAAAGGAUGAAGAACCAGACCUGAUUGGUUCUCAACUGGAAGAGGAAUGUCUUCAAGGCUAAAUCACAUGCUUCCUUUUCUACCUCUGAUACAAGUCAACCUUUUACGUACACACUUCAGAAGCUAGUUUUUAUGGCACUUUACUAGUUACAAACUUUUACUGUUUCUGGAAAAACAAGAAAAACAGCAGUACACAGAAUACUUGACUCAACAUAUUUAUUUAUGCCCAGCUACCCAUCUUCUCUCAGUCAUGGAAGGGGGGAUGUUGGACAGUGUGGCAAGAGACAUACCCUUGCCUUUUAGCAAAAGGAACUGAUAGAAAAGCUGAAUGGUGUGGUCUUUCCUAGGCCUGAAACCCUCUGAGGCUGGAGGGUGUCUGGCUCUGCGUCUGCUGCCCGGUGCUCAGAUCCCUAUUGCUGAAUGAGCAAGGGCCCUGGGUCAUUCAAAGGCCCAUGGUUCCAGCUCCGUGUUUGCCUUGAACAAAGUUCAUCUGUUUUUCAGAGCUAGCUAGUAGUGGUUUCUAUCCUGUAUGCAAACCAAAGGAGAUACAGAUUGACAGAAAUAUUAAACCAUUUGCUUUGAAAGUGGGCAGAAAACA